This is a messenger RNA of Exserohilum turcica Et28A, 1176 nucleotides long. RefSeq lists its product as uncharacterized. Lineage: Eukaryota; Fungi; Ascomycota; Dothideomycetes; Pleosporales; Pleosporaceae. The record is from RefSeq and is a predicted model, not a curated record. The annotation marks the transcript as partial. The transcript has 2 exons.
AUGCUGUGCACGCUACAGCAAGAGAUACAAGUCAUGUACGACCUUGACUUGGAUGCCAGACCAGGCAUGUCAGCUCGGGAACGUAGCGUACAAAUGAUCACAAAUUAUUUAAGCCAACACGGAUUAGAUGACUUGCGUAACAACGUCCGACAUGCCUUGGGGCUUCUGGCAUGGGCGGAGCAGGAUACUGUCAGAUGGAGACAAGGCUACCUCGAGAGCUUUGUCCACUUGGCUGGUCUUAUGACGCCGGAGCUUGAAGAACGUCCAGAUUUCAAGCGCCUGUCUGUCGUUACGAGAAGGAAUCUGGGGAUAGCUGGGAAAACGCUACAGCUCCGCAUCAUGGAAGCCGAAGACAAGCUGGCUACUUUCGACUUCAAUGAUCUGUGGGAGGAUACACCAAAGGCCACCAGCAGCCCAGUGUACCAGAGUUACCAAAGUUUUCGUCAAUUUCUCAUUUCUCACUUUACACGCAUCUAUGGCAACUGGCCACCAAGUUCAGACAGGCCCUGGCUCAACCGGAAGAUUGUCCAGGGGCUGCAGGAAGACUUUGGAUCUCUAUACGAUUACCUCGUGGACCGAGAUGUGAUUUGGAACCCGCGCGAGGAACGCGCAACCAGGAAAUGGGAGAUGUCACACCGAAGGAUCGAUGGAUUCAACGCAGACCUACCAGAGCUUGGGAUGACGGACAUCCUGGUCACGUAUGACGUAAAGAGUGGAUAUGCACAUAUACCGCACCCGUAUCCAUUGCUACCCAGGGAGGUACCGAAGGGCGUCAAGGAAAAAGAAAAGAAGGGCUUCUUUGCAUCGCUCAAGAAGGAAAAGCCCAAGGAUGCCACAAAAGACGCAAAAGCUCACUUGCAGCUUUCCAUCAUAUUCACCGAUGCGACCAACAUUGAAAAGCUGGAUGCAAACUUCAACGGGUCUACACUGAUCGACAAAUUCGAACAAUUCGAAAUUAUGACGGAUCUAAGGCAUAUGUCGCCUCGCGAAGCACGUCUUGGCCGGUGGGUGCUUCUCUAUGGCACCCUUCAAGUGCUAUCCACCCUGUCCAUCGACGUUCAAGGCCUCAAGCACACCGAAGGCGUCCGCUACUUCCUCAACACGGAUCUCAAGCGCAUGCCUGAAUGGGUUAACCAUGGUCAGACGGAGCAUCUAGAAGCCACGCAACAUCGCUCG